Molecule: messenger RNA, 1465 nt
Organism: Paramisgurnus dabryanus
Lineage: Eukaryota; Metazoa; Chordata; Actinopteri; Cypriniformes; Cobitidae
Gene: fam47e
Product: protein FAM47E
Biological process (GO): transcription initiation-coupled chromatin remodeling
Cellular component (GO): chromatin
Source: RefSeq, a predicted model, not a curated record
AUCACAAAGCUCCCUCUUGUGGUGAAAACUCGCUUCUGGAAAAACUACUAACUUGAGGAACUACAAGUACCAGCGCGCCAUUCGUGCUGUCGGGAUGCCAUAGCAACGAGCCACGCGCAGCACCUCACUCACGAAUCUAGACUAAAACAGCGUUCAGCACAAUAAUGACACGUUUAUUAAACAUUAAACACGUUUUAUUAAAAGUUUGAACUAUCAGUAAAGACGAAAGAAAUGUCUUUGAAAACUGAACCGGUGGAGAACAGCAAGUUUCCGUGGUAUAAGGAAAGACUGCAGACCAAAUAUCUUCAGGAUCUUCGCAAAAAGCAACAACUCUCUGGUGCAUUAGAUGGUCGAAGGUGGCGUUUUCUCUCUCCUGGACUGAAUGAUUUUAGGGAUGGUUACCCCACUGUCCAUAAAGAGUUGUUCACCCGGUGUGAAUCCGGACCUGCCCCUGCAGUCUUCGGUAUGCCAAAGCACCUUUGUUCAGUGAAGUUGACGCCAAAGAGGUUAAGUAAAGAUCAGGCAUGUUUCUCAAAGCUGAAUCCACAGAGUCAAACCCAACGUGGGUUCAUUGAUGCUGUAGAGCACAGACUAAAACAACAUCCUUUGGCUCUUUAUCCACACUUGGAGAGCGGUAUGACAUCAAAGUUAUUUGACCAGGUGUUGUCAGUCCUGGAUCCUGAUAUGAGUGUGAACAAAGAAUUGGCCACAACCUCUCCAAAAAAUGAAGACAGCGGACCACAGUGUGAAAUCUCACCUUCAGUAUCCGUCAAAGAGAAGCCUUUCAUCACUGCAAUACCUCGAAAGGAGAAAUGUGAAAAUGUCACUACAAUAAAUCCCUAUAAAUGGAGGAGACCUAAAGAGAUUAAUCUCAAAGAUCAGAUGACCAUUGGUAAAAACCUGCAAGAAGAUGAAAAGCUGAAGAUUGCCAGGCGCUUUUGUGAAUGGAUAAAUACCCUGGGUGGAGACACCAGUGAUUUGACAGAGUCAGACAUUCUGGACCUGUUUAAAAGUGACUAUGAGAAGACGCUCCGAUUGACCCCUGUUAAAAUGACAGACUGUAAUAAAACCCCAGCAAUAAUCUACAGGUCUGCAGACUUAACUACUGACACAUUGAAAUUGAGAAAGGCCUAUGAAUCAAACAGACCUAAUGCUCCCAAAACAUGCAAGAAGAAGACUGAUAAUGAGACUUGGAGAACCCCGUCAGAUAUCACGCAUAGUCUGGACUUGGAAGUAUUGUUGAGUGAGCAGGAUAAGGAGCUGAAGCAAAGUUAUGGCAUCCAGGCGUUCAGGCAGUACAUUAUCAACAAGGGAGUUGAAAUGCCGAGGUUUCUCAGCGUUCUGUUUUCUGAAGAGGAACAGAAGAACAGAAUCAGAUCUUCAAAUUCAGCUGGUUCCACAUUCACAUCUAAAGGCAGAGCCCAGCAGAAAUCUACUUACUAAUAAUAAUAAUAUAAAUCCUCUG